Gambusia affinis (western mosquitofish) is the source of this 3062-nucleotide messenger RNA. RefSeq names its product olfactory receptor 7A10-like. The transcript has a single exon. NCBI's taxonomy places the organism in Eukaryota, Metazoa, Chordata, Actinopteri, Cyprinodontiformes, Poeciliidae. Gene Ontology annotation, molecular function: G protein-coupled receptor activity; olfactory receptor activity. Bases 1108 to 2043 code for a protein of 311 amino acids. The record is from RefSeq and is a predicted model, not a curated record. Gene Ontology annotation, cellular component: membrane. Gene Ontology annotation, biological process: G protein-coupled receptor signaling pathway.
GUUUGGAUCAGGCUUCCUAUCCAGCUGUAAGAAUGAUAGAAAACAUGCUAACAAAAAGCCUCAGACCUGCAGCUCAUAGGAGGUUCUGGACAGAUUAUUACUGCAGUUAUCAGGAAAAGUACCGGCAUCAUGUAAAAACUCAUUUUGGAAGCUUGCUUUGACUGCUAUUUUCUGAAAACUAAAAAAAUACAUAAAAGUAAUAAAGUAGAUACAUGAGAAUGAAGGUAUUCUGACUCAGUGUCUGAUAUAACAACACAUAAUAAUCUGGCCAAACAAAAAUCAGAAAUCCUGAGAAGUAACUUCCAGCAUCUUAUAAGAACGACUGAAAAUGAAGGUUUUGAUCAGGGGACCAGUAGAGAGAAUUACAGCAGACUGCAGUGAUUAGUAAAAGGUUUAUUGAAGGAACCUCUGGUGGGCUUCAUCGAACACAGAACCACGUGAUCAUGGAGCAGAAAUGACCCUCCUGGAUUCAUCAAUGUCAGCAAACGUUUCUCAUGUCCAGAGAAACCGUCCCAUCUGGACCACCAAGAUUCUUUCCUGCCCUUUAAACUCCACUUUUCAGUCCAGAAAAUUUUUGUUUAAACUUUGAAACUGCUGCUAGGAGUAAAUUGUGAUGUCAGUGAAGUGGGAGGGGCUUCAGUCAGACGUCUACCUGUGGUGUUCAGGUGAAUAAAGGCUGAAGCUCUGCUGCAGUUUGCACAGUGCUGUUAAUCUGCUUCAGUGCAUUUAGAGAAGUUAAUGAGGGAUUUAACGUAACUGAACUGGUUCUCUCACAUGUUGGAUGUUUUUUCUUCACUGCUUUGCGUUGGGAUGUUUUGACUGAAUGUGUUUUCAGUUUAGCAGAAAUCCUCUAAAACCAUAAAAACCAGUGAAAAUGCAGGUAAACUCAGAGUUUCACCACUGAUUGGUCUGAACUGAAGUGAUUCUGUUUGAUCGACUGAAACUGAUUUUCCUAAAGUUGGUUUGAUUCAAGCUGCUGAACAAAGCAAACAGUUUGUUUUUCUGUCCAUGCAGAAGCUGAUUCUAAACCACUGAAAUCUGUUUUCUGUUUGUUUACCACUGAGACACGUGUUGGGUUUCCUCUGAAACUGUUGCCAUCUCUUGGACAUGAAUGAGAAAGUUCACAUUGUGUUUGUCCUCAACGGUCUGAACGACUCGCUGACCAACCGUCAGAUCUACUUUGGUCUCACGCUGACGUCGUACCUCUUCACCGUCUUUGUGAACCUCACCCUCAUCCUCACUGUGUGUCUGGAUAAAACCCUCCACCAGCCGAUGUACGUCUUCUUGUGCAACCUGUGCUUCACUGGGAUCUGCGGAGCGUCCAGCUUCUACCUGAAGCUGCUCAGCGACCUUCUGGCUGACGCUCAUGUCAUCACGUACACCGGCUGCUUGACUCAGAUGUUAAUCUCUUACACUUAUAUCUUCUGCCAGCUCAACAGUCUGACCAUCAUGGCCUACGACCGCUACCUGGCCAUCUGCCAGCCGCUGCGUUACUGGGCUCUGAUGACUGGCCAGAAGGUGGCGCUGCUGUUGCUGCUCACCUGGUGUCUGUCACUAGUGGAAACAGCCGUGGGCAUCGCUCUGAUCGCCAUGCUGCCUCUCUGCAGUCACCACAUCCCCAGAAUUUUGUGCACCAGCUGGGAGGUGGUGAAGCUGUCCUGCUCCGACACCUCAGCCAACAAUCUGUACGGCAUCAUGUUAAUGACCCUGCACCUGGUGCAGGUCAUAGUGAUCCUAGUGUCGUAUGUCCAACUGGUCCGAUCCGCCGCUCGCUCUCAGGAACACCGGAAAAGGUUUGCUCAGACUUGCCUGCCCCACCUGCUCUCUCUGCUCGUCUUCUACGCCUCACUGCUGUUUGAUUCUCUGUACUCUCGUUUCGGCUCCUUGCCGGCGCUGCAGAACGCUCUGGCUGCAGAGCUUCUGGUGGUGCCGCCCAUCGUCAACCCCGUCAUCUACGGCAUGAACCUGAAGCAGAUCAGGACCCGAAUCAGCCUCUGGAUCAGCUUCAGACCACAGAACCUUCAUAGAGGUUUCUUAAAAUAAAAUCACAAAACAACAGUAAAUAACUGUAGGCCGUUAUCAACGGGCUCCGGGUCCCACUCAGGACACUGGUUCCUCCUCACAGGUUCCCAUCAGGAUGUCGGAAUAUUUAAUACAUUUUCAACAGUUUAUUAAAAUGUCAAACUUUAACUAAAAUCUCCCAGAAAUAUUUCCAGACCAGCAGGACUGUAUGUAAACAUGAACUGUGAUUUCAGCAUGUUUUAUGAUGCAGGCUUGAUUUAAAAAAAUCAAAUACAAUCACAAUAGAAACCCCUAAAAAUAUUCUGUGAAAACUCGUUCUUUACCUGGUGUACUAUGAAGAAGUAUGUAGAGUUCAUGUUUUUUAAUAAAAACAGUUUAAACAAUGAUGGCAGUAAAUACCCAAAUUAUAAAUAUUCAUAUUUAAUCAAAAUUUCAUAAAAGAAUUGCACAAAAUAUUGACAUAUUUAAUUGUUUACCAGAGGAAAAAUAUGAGCAUAAAUGUAACAUUUCAAUUAAAAAAAUUAAUUACCAUCAUUUUCAACAGUUUCUACCCAAAUUUAUAUAUUUUAAAUGUCAUACAUCAUUAAAAAUUAAAUGAUUAUAACAUUCACUGCUGUUUGUUGCAUUUUCUGAGAAAAUAAACCAGAUUUUAUUCAGAGUUCUGUAGAAGAAACUUUGAAAUUUUAGUUUUAACUUAAAGAUAUUGUUUAAAACAACAAACAAUUAGAUUCUUUUAAUUUAAAUCAUUAAAUUGUAAUUUUGGAUAAUUGAUUCUUAAUUUGACCAAAGAUUCAUAAACAUGACUCUUAAAUAAAGAAGUUUUCUCUUUUGCUUAUGAAACGGUUUUUAUGAACACAUUGUGAAGUUUUAUAACCACCAACAAUUUACUACGUUUCAUUAUUGUUUCCAUACUGAUCAGAUCAUUUUAUACUUUAGUCUUUACAUGUUUCUGUCAGGAAUACACACAAAUUCUGCUUUACUCAAAAAGUAAUUUGGUCCAAUUUCCAAACUCCUCUUCAUUAAGUCUAGUUUAUUUAAUA